This is a messenger RNA of Teleopsis dalmanni, 593 nucleotides long. RefSeq lists its product as uncharacterized. The record is from RefSeq and is a predicted model, not a curated record. Lineage: Eukaryota; Metazoa; Arthropoda; Insecta; Diptera; Diopsidae. The transcript has 2 exons. The coding region runs from base 34 to 480 and encodes 148 amino acids.
UCUCCGUGUUUUUUUAAAAAGUUAUAAAUUAAAAUGAAUAUAAUUGAAGUUUCUGCUCGAAAAUUUGAAAAGAACUCGAUUCCAUAUGAUCUGCUGAUCGAGUUAAUUUUGAUCUUAUUUCUGCAGGUAACUGGAACACGAGUCGUCAUGAAGAACAGCGGACCACUUGAGAAUGACAUAUCAGCAUUGAUAUUCUAUAUCACUGUUAUUCUACUUUUAAAUCGUUUACGUAUAGAGGGUCUGGGUAGCCGUUAUCUUCAAUAUCUGUGCUUCGUGUUCCGAGUUGUUGGUGUCGUUCUAAUCAGCGAGGUGGCAAUGACGAUAGGUUGGCCCACAAUGAACACAUUAUUGCGUCAAAUAUAUGAAACCAUUGAUUUUGGCUUAGACGUGUUGCGUUUAUUGGUUGUCCUAAGUUUAUUUACUGUAACAAUAAUUAUCACUGGUUGCGGAAACAUUCUAAAGGAACAACUCUCUCUAUAACCGAAAGAAGGAAAUUAAAUUUAUGAAAGACUGUGGAUCCUGCGUUCAAGAUUUAAACAAUAAAUUUCAGUUACUUAUGUGCAAAAUUAGUUUAUUUGAUCUUCUAAAUAUUA